UCUGAGUUGAAAGAUUUGGAUCAAAAGCCGAGCAAGGAUGAAUAUGCAAUUGCUUCGUACUUAAAACAAAAAUUGCCGGAAAAGAAAACCACACUUUUAGGACACAAAGUUGAAUAUUUCAUAGCUUGCAGGGCUGUUGAUUGUUUACUUGAAUCUCCUUGGGCGAAAGAAAACAAAAAAAGUGAGCUUCAUUUCAACAACAGAGAUGCAUGCAUCGAUUUUAUGGCUAAGCUUUUAGAACAUAAAUUUUUCCAUCGUGCCAAAAAAAUAGUAGUCCAGAAAGAACCAAAGAAAUCAAAGAAAAAAGAAAUUGAAGAUGGUGCAGCAGAGUCUGGGAAAGAAAGUAAAGAGAGUGAGAGCAAGAAAGUAAAAAACAAAUCUGAAGGGAAAGAAAAGAAAGAAGAGAAAAAAGACGAUAAAGAGAGUAAGAAGGAAGCCUGUGAAAGCGAAAAAAAGAAAGAGAAAAAGAAAUUCAAGUUGGACAUGCACCUUGAACAGAUUUUCAUUGACAAUAAUGAGCCAUAUGUUUGGAUAUAUGAUCCUAUACCAUUGAAGACUUGGAUUACUGGGACAUUAAUGGUGUUAGGUGGUGUGCUAGUUUGUCUGUUUCCUUUGUGGCCACAAACCAUUAGGCAUUAUAUUUACUAUCUUAGUGUUGCAGCAGCAUUCUUCCUUGUAUUCAUCAUUGGCUUAGCUGUGUUUCGAGUGGUGUUCUUCGUCAUAGUUUGGAUUGUUACACUAGGAAAGCAUCAUAUAUGGCUUCUACCGAAUCUCACGGAAGAUGUCGGCUUCUUCGAAUCGUUUUGGCCCUUAUAUAAAUAUGAAUACAAAGGUCCAAAGAAAGAAGACAAAAAGGAUUCUUCCAAGGAGAAGAAAGAAGCCGAAGUGUCAAAAGAAGAGGCCGAAGAAAAAGAAGCUGAAAAAUCUGACGCUUCGAGUGCAGACCAAAACCAAUCAGAAUCUGAACAGGAAAGUGAUGGAGAGAAAACCAAAGUUGAAAAUGAUUUUGAAUUCCUAGAGGCGGAGGAUGCUAAGACUGAUGACGACGAAGAUCGUAAGAGUGAUGAAGAUGGUAGUAAAUCCAACGAGGAGGACCGCAAAACUAAAUGAGAUUAAGCUUGGCAAAGUCCUACUAUGGCAUUUAUUUAUGUUAACAUUCGGAAGCAGUGAUGGCAUCUCUCAUGACAGUGUUGAAAAUAAUUUAUUACUAUUUUUAUAUUUGAACUGUUGCUCUGAACAUGUUGAAAUUCUGUAUAGAUGUUUUUUGGUGGUUGUAAACAUUUGAAGGGAAAUGUAAAAUAUAUUGCACAUGAUGUUUUUA
Molecule: messenger RNA, 1321 nt
Organism: Uloborus diversus
Lineage: Eukaryota; Metazoa; Arthropoda; Arachnida; Araneae; Uloboridae
Gene: Trp1
Product: translocation protein SEC62-like
Biological process (GO): post-translational protein targeting to membrane, translocation
Cellular component (GO): endoplasmic reticulum; endoplasmic reticulum membrane
Source: RefSeq, a predicted model, not a curated record